This is a messenger RNA of Zygotorulaspora mrakii, 1257 nucleotides long. RefSeq lists its product as uncharacterized. NCBI's taxonomy places the organism in Eukaryota, Fungi, Ascomycota, Saccharomycetes, Saccharomycetales, Saccharomycetaceae. The record is from RefSeq and is a predicted model, not a curated record. Bases 1 to 1257 code for a protein of 418 amino acids. The transcript has a single exon.
AUGAAAAGAAUAUCGAAAAAUGGAUUCCAUGGCAGAGCUUUCAGUCAGACAUACUCCCCUAGGAGUGAUAGUGGAUACUUCAAGAGGAGGUUAGAAGAUUUGAAAGACCAAAAUACGAUAACAAAAGAUGAUCCGCUGAAUCGGUUGAGUGAAAUUAAAGAACAGAAUAGCCUGGUAGAUAAUGAGGAAGGGUUAAAAGAUUUGUAUAGGCAGUUACCUCAAAAAACGUUCAGAAAGGAUUUCGGCAAGGAGCUACAUUAUGUGACUACAGGUACCAGCAUGAAUCGUCAAGCGAAGGAUAUCGCCCUCUCAAGGGCUUGGAAAGGGCAAGAACAUCUCGAGGAUGCCACACUCAGGAUGUUAGUCGAUAGCACAGGUAAAUCCAAAAGUGGUGUAUCAAUUUAUGGUAAGAACCUUGCUUUCAUUGAUCCCAACGAAGCAAGAAAGGAUUCACAACCAUUAACGGCAAGUAGAAAGCUAAAAAAAAAACUAGAAGAUGCUCAAGAUAAUUUACAAAAAUACCGACUGGAUAAAGAAAAAGAGAUUGAUGAACGUGAGCAGUCUGAAUUCAGAGCUCUUUAUACUGAAAAGUUUACUCCAAUUGGAUCUUUUGAAAAAAUACGAUCCAUAGCAGACCAGAGGGUUGAAGAGAGCAGAAGAAAAGGUGGCUUUGACAGCCUGGAAGAACUUAGAGGCAAACCACUAGCUCUACCGAGACUGAAUCAACAUAUUGAUAGAACAGAAUACUAUUUGAACAACAUGCUUGCGCGACAAAAGAUCGUGCCGCCUUGGAUUGAAGCCCAGUCUAGGGUAAAUCGGGAAACGAAUGAAUUGAGACGCGAGAUGCUCAGAAAUUUUGAAAGUGAAUUGGUUACGUUCUUAGAAGAAUACAAAGCAAUCACGCCAGGUCACGAUUUCAACAAAACCUGCUACUUCUUGAAAGGGAAAUUCGGAAGUGUAGAAACAUUCAUUAUGGAAAAGCACACAGCCUGGAAACUAUCCUAUAUGCCGAUCUUGUCAAUGAAAAUUACUACCUUGAACAAUAGCUUAAGAGCUUAUAAUCUUCAAGCGCCAUUGCCACAGCAAAAACUAUACUUGCAAUCGGAAAAAGAAGCUUCUAGAGUUCUUAAUGCCAUCGAUCUUCAAAGUCUAGUAAAUAAAAAAAUGGAGGAAAGGUCUAAAAAGGAAAAUAUAAAUACAAUGCUGAAUACAAAGAAUAUUUUUUCUCUUGGUAGAUUUUUUCCAAAUUGGAAAUAA